This is a messenger RNA of Prorocentrum cordatum, 12124 nucleotides long. Lineage: Eukaryota; Dinophyceae; Prorocentrales; Prorocentraceae. The record is from the annotation of a GenBank genome assembly.
GCUGGGCGGCACCGCAAGUCUGGCGGCAGCGCCUGGCGCAAGCUCGCGGGGCGCGGGGACGCGGCUUCUCUCUGUCUCGAGGAGAGGGCCGCCGUGACCAAGCAGCCGCGUCGACACCAAGCGAGGCUAGACGCAGACGACGGCAAGGCGAUGCCGUUCGACCUCGGGAAGAUCGAGGACAACGCGGGAGAGGUGGGCAAUGUGAGCGCGAAAGUUCGGGAGGACGAAUUCAGCGCGCAGUUGUACGUCGCCCUAGCCCUGGCGAUGCCCGGGGGCUCGGCGGGGGAGCUGAUCGUGGGGAACAGCGCCCCAGGGGAAGGGGCCCUGUGCUGGGGGACGCUGACUAAGGUCGAGUUGCGCGAGGACGUUUUGGCCGACAUCCAGAAGUUCGACGAGAUCACUGCGCGGCACCAGCAGAUGACAGGCGAGGAGCUCUCAGACGCGAUGGGAAGAGUGAUCUUCACAAUGGCGCUGAAAUGUUACGCCGAACUCCAGGAGCACGUGUCCCGCAACAGUUCGCGCCUCAACGCGUUCGAGUUCGCGAGGGACGAGAUAGCGUCGACCAUGACAGCGGAGUGCGCAGCGACCGACCACCCGAUGGAGAUCGACGCGAGGUGGCCCAAGUUGGAGCUGAAGUUGCGGGCGCGGAGUACCCCGCGGUGGCGAAAGAUGCGGCGGUCGCUCGACGCAGGAGAGUUCUCUUCAGUUGCGCAGGUCAUUGGCUUAUUGAUGCGGCCACCGACUGGCCGCCGGCGACGAAUUCCUGGAUGGCGGAGGCCAGCCAGGCGCAAGGGUGGCAACAGUGAGAAGGGAGCUUCGCGGCACCAGAAGAUGACAGGCGAGGGGCUCUCAGACGCGAUGGGAAGAGUGAUCUUCACAAUGGCGCUGAAAUGUCACGCCGAACUCCAGGGGCACGUGUUCCGCAACAGUUCGCGCCUCGACACAUUCGAGUUCGCGAGGGACGAGAUAGCGUCGACCAUGACAGCGGAGUGCGCAGCGACCGACCACCCGAUGGAGAUCGGCGCGAGGGGUAAGAAGACGCGGUCGCACCACGCCGACUGUGUCUGGGGACCAGGCGCCCUCGAAGCGUGCGAGCGCGGCCCCUGCGAGAAGGCGUUCAGGGGCGAUCGAAAGAACUGCGCUGACUGGAAGCUGCACUUCUGCAAGUUGGGCCAUUGGAUCAUUGAUGCAGCCACCGACUGGCUGCUGGCGACGAAUUCCUGGAUGGCGGAGGCCAGCCAGGCACAAGGCUUUCGGGCGGGGCAACUGCGGGCUUGCAAGCUGAAGCUGGAACAGAGGUUUGGAGUGGAGAUUCAGAUGCAGGACCCGAUCGCGGCGUGGCUGGUGGACAGAGCGGGGCGGAUGACCCCGAAGCUCCAUCCGCGCAGCCAGGGGGGCCCAUCGCAUAAGAUGCUACGCGGCAGGGAAUACCGCGGCGAAGUCGCGGCGUACGGCGACGAGAUCAGGCACCGGAUCGGGAGUGCUGGCUGCGGACCGCGCUCGGCAGCGCACCGACAGCCGUUCAAGACCAUCUGGGAGAGCUUUCUCGCGGAGAAGGCUCCAGAUGCUGUGCUGGCGCGCUUGCUGCACCACGAUGCGUUCGUGGUGACGUUUUCGCUGUACCGCCAGGGACGCGGCUUGGGCCGCGUCUUCGACUGGCGCUGCGCCGUCGCCAUCUUGCGCGAGAUGGGCGUGCCGAUUCCCUCGCCAGUGUGGAACGAGGUUCGGUCAGUGGCGUUGGCGGACCAACCGGCAGUGAUUGCGCCUGCGGAGACGGCGGUAGUCGAGUACAACCAUCGCCGCAAGCGUCGGCGGCUGCAGAUUCAGCUUGUCAACCAGCAGCAGAAGAUAAAGGAGCUGGAAACGCAGUUGGCGCAAGCUACGUUAAGGGAUGGUCUCAAACGCAUGACGCCGUGGCAGGGCUUAUCGGUUGCGCUCAGGAGGAUCGCGUCGGGCGUGUCUGCCAAUAGGGCAGGUUUAGCAUUCGGCAUCGACCUAUCGCGGCAAUCAGUGACGAACUGGGAAAUCUGGCUGGACGCUUGCACUAUAUCGUGGGCCAGACGGUUUCACCACACCAAUGAGAAUGAAUUGAAGAUGCUCGGUCACGCAGCCGCGUACCACGUAAUUCGCGCAGAUGCAACGAAUGGACUUGUUUGGCAGAAAUGCAAAUUGCAUGCGGUCGAGGUCGGGUCGACUUACCUUGCGCUUGACAACGACGCGAGACAUUCACUGCUGAGGUAUUGUGAUUUGCAAGUUCUUCAGGCAGGUACCGCCUGGGAGUACCUGAUGUGUGUCAUGGUAAAACAAAUGGAUUCGAUUGGAUGCCCCACGUGGGUGUCUCCCGCACCAGAAGGCACGCUCCGAUUCUUCAUUGCGUGCACGGAUGCAGGCGGCGACAUUCGGGCUGUGCGGCGUCGGAUUAAAGUGGCGUGCGAGGAAGUUCCUGGCCUUGUCUAUCUGGAAGUAAACUGCUUCCAACAUCAAGGCCAUUUGGUCGAUGGGCACCAGUGCGUAGGACUUCAGUACUGCAUGGAAUUUCUGGGUUCUCAGGUGAAAUACUUCUCAGCGCUCCAGAAAAUCAUGAAUUGUUGGCGGGAGUACGGCGCAUUGCUCUAUACACAUUGGUCUUGCCAACCAGGAGAGGCAGCGAAUGCGUUUGAGCACGCCAGCCAUCUAGCGCCUCGUUGCAUAGCUGGGCGAUGGGGGUCGAAACUCACGAGCGAGAGACGUCUAUGCACCAUCAUGGACAGCGGUUGUUGGCGCCAGUUCGUGAAUUCCAUGACUGCCGUUCUUGAUAAGAAGGCGCGGGCCCGACUCAAGAAGGCGCAGGCGCAGAGUUCCACCAACCCCGACCCUAUUGGCAAAGCUAUGGAAGUGGUCAUGGCCGUCGACGAGCUGGGGAUCGAGAGCAGCAAGGCCUACUCUGCAACAAUGUCAAAAUGGGGCGCCGACGCCACGACUGCACUCAACGACGUCCCCUUCUUGAUUUGCAUGCGGCUCUCGCGUCUGGUAUCUAGCCCGCUCGAUCAUUUCAGGCGCGUGCUUCAACACCAUAAGAUGUAUGUGAAGGAGACUGGGUCGGGCUCGCUUGCGCAGCUCGUCUGGAGCAAGGGCGCCGCCAUCAUGGCUGAGUACAGCGCCAUGGCCGACGCGUCGUUCGAGACGGCCGACUGGUGUUCUUUCAUCGACGACCUUCCGAUUGGGACAGUUCGGAAAGUACAACCCUCCUUUGUGUAUUUGCUUGUAUCGGCAGCGGCGGAGUUCGACUUCCGCGUGAUGACCCACCUGCGCAGCUGGCCUUUCAAGCUGUUGCUCUUGGUCAAGGACGCUGCACGCUCGGCUUCUACAGAUAGGGCCCGUCUCGUCUCUGAGCUCGUUGGGCAAUGGGCUGCUGGGUCCCUUGACUGGGCCACUGCGAAGUUCGCCGCGCACGUGGGUAGACCUGUACUUGAUGACAUCGCUGUCACCGGCGUCAUGCCCGACACCAUCUGGAAGAUGGUGAAGGUCCUGAGCGAGCUGUGGCUCUGCGACAGCCAGGAGGUGGAGGGCUUCAACUCCAUCGUAAAGGCGCAAACCCAGGUGGCGCCCCGCAUCGAGCUCCCGCUGCUGUCGGCAAGGUGCUGCGCAGCUAAGCUGAUGCACGCGUGCCGCCCGCCCGGAACCAGCGUCACUAAGUGGAAGAACUUGCUCCCCCUGCUUGCUGACAUCCGGAGUGCGGCUGUAGAGGAGUUCGGGAGCGGGAUGAACCAGGCGCUGGUUCCGCUGCCAGACGCGGCGCUGGCCGCUCCAGCCGACCCCGGGAUGGGCGACUCGGACUCGGACCCAGACGAGCCGAGGCGGAGUCCAGCGAGUCCAGCCGUGGCCUUGGCCGACGGCGGCGCGGACGACGUCGGCACUGAAUGGGAUGUUGGUCGUUUGAACUUGCAGUGGUUUCGCAGGUGGAAAGAGGCUCGCGAUGUUCUGCUGAGCAACAGCGAACUGCCCACAGCUGGCUGCUUCGGCCUCAGGGCCGAUUCCAAGGCGGACGACGGCGAGACCAACAGCCUCUACUCGUCUACCGUUUGGUUAUGCCCUCGGACAAUCGGCUACACUGGGCUCCUGGUCCAGCUUGACGUAGUGACCAGUGGUGCGACGAUGGCUCUGCGCAGGCCUCUGACGACCACUCGCGCACAGGACGUCAUCGCAGAUUUCCUAUCGCAGGCUCUCGCCUGUCCAGAGGAGGCAUUCCACGUCUGGUACAGCAGGGUGACGUUCGUCGACGGCGGCUCUGCUGCGCUCGCGGCGGAGGAGAUGUCCGACGUGCUGUUCAUGGAACGGGUGCCCCCGCCCCCGCCGAAGCCGCGCCCAGCAGGUUCAGGUUCAGCAGCUGCUACCGCAAAGCCUGCUAAGCCGUAUGCGAGCGCUGCCAGCGGCGCCGCCGUUGGCGCGGCGCCUGAGCCUGCGGGCGACGUCCUUGAGGCCAUGGACGAUUGGGGCGACCUCUCAGAUGAGCGGAGGGCUUUUGUCUUGGAGGCGGCGCUGGGCAAGCACGACCACCUGGGCGAUGCGGAGGAGGAGGACUUGGAUCAGACCCCCGAUGACGCCGCGCUCAUCGAAGCCUUUGAUGACAGGGACAAGGCGGCAGUAGAAGCACUGCACACGGACAUGCCAGACGCAGCAAGCCUUUCACCCCACGUCGUCGAGGAGGCCCUUCUGGAGGAGCCCGAGGGCGACGACGCGCCAGUGGGCCCCGGGGACUCCACUGACGGCGCGAAGAUCGCCUUAUGGGCGGGCAACGCGGUGGAUGGAGUUGCUGCGCUCCAGUUCUGGCAGGACCACGUCGGUCAGGACCCGCGGGAUGAUCAAAUGUGCCUCAUGAAGUUCGGCGUCGCGACUGAGGCGGGCGGGGCCACCUCCACAGUCGGCUACGUCAAACUAUGGGACGUUGGCACCAUGCGCGGACAGACAGCCUCCCUGGACGCGCACUCUCGAGUGAUUUGGAGUGUGCAAACGUAUCACCCCACGAGACAUUUCGUUGGGGAGGGCACAGAGAUGCUGCACCCUGCGCUGGGCGUGAACAUGAUCAAGGAGAAAGCCAAGGGCCGCCCCCUUAUGCCACAGCCCGCCAUCCAUUUGCACCGCGCGUUUAGUCUCGGAUAUGGGGGCGGCUACAGAAGCGUAGACGACAUUGGGCAAUGCUUCAUCUGCGAACGCCACCGUGCGGAGGGCUACGCCGAGGGCUACGCCGCAGGCGAGAACAAGGGCUACGAGGAAGGCUUCCAGGACGGCUGCCUCGCAGGGCACUUCUACCACCUCGGCUUCUCAGAGGGCCUCUACGCCGAGGACUACAACGCCGAGGACGAGUACUACGAGGACUACAACGCCGACGACGAGUACGGCAAGGGCGAGGGCUCGGACAAGGACUUCGGCGUCGACGACUGCGCUUGCUCGGACAGCUCGGCUUGCUUGGACAGCUACAGCGACUGGAGCUGGGACUUCGGCGUUGACGAGGACCAGGCCGCGGAGAGCGAGGACGACUGGAGCUGGGACUUCCAGGCCGUCGAGGCCGAGCAGGCCGUGCAGGCCGCGCAGGCCGUGCAGGCUCCGAACAGGAUGGGCUGUGGAGAUUCGACUCUCCACAGACGUCUUAGGGUUCAGUGCCUGUGGAGACCAGACUCUUCACAGCCCACCCUAGGAUGGGCUGUGGAGAAUCGGCUCUCCACAGACGUCUUAGCGAUCCGUGACUGUGGAGAGUCGACUCUCCACCGCACAUCCUGGGAGGGCACUGUGGAGAAUGGAGUCUCCACGCGCCAACCCUUCCAGGAAGCGCGCAGGGAGCUUCGCAUGCUUGCCGAGCCGCCUGCUCACAUAUUCGUUGACAUGAACAACUUCUGGGAUGACGAGCGGGCAGCUGCAGGCGAGCUCACGGUUGAUGAAUACAUGGUUUUGGUCAAGUCGGGCAAGGGCUUCAGCCUGACGGGGUAUUGCAUCACCCACGACAGCUACUCUUGCGCCGCCGAAUCUGCCGACGUUCACGUCGCAGGGCACCCGUGCCAGGACUGGAGUUCCCAAGGCCUGAGACAGAAGCACAACGGCCAAACGUUGGCGUGUACAAUGGCGUGGGUUUGCCACAGGUAUUGGUUGGGCGACAAGGUAUGGGUGAGCGAGAACGUGCCAUCUUUCGACCCCGCACUGAUGCUGACGAUCUUAGAGGACAAGUACAUCAUCCAGACCACAGUGCUCGACACUCAGGAGCUUGGGUGGCCUCAGCGACGCAAGCGCCGGAUCACGCUUGGCAUCAAGAAGGACCUGAUCAUCUCCCGCCCCUGGGACGCGAUCGCUCCCGCCACCACCGCCCGGAUCAUUGACGGGUUGACCUGGCGCGACCUCUUCGUUGCUGAGCCGAAGGAGUUGCUAGACGAGCUUCGGUGGGCUUCUUCUCGGCCGUCCUCACUCUAUAGGCAUACCGACGAGGGCCUCAGGGCGGCACUUGCCGCUGGCAGGCAGCACGGUGGCAGCGGUCUCAAGAAGAUGCUGAAGUACGCCGAUACUGCCGCUGCCAACAAGGGCACUGCUCUUGUCGACGAGCUGGUGUCGUUGCACAGGAGGUCUGCAUACACAAAGGCCCUCAGCCUCUGGGAGCUGGUGAACCUGUAUGGGUACAUGGAGAAAUACGGCGGAGAUCAAACAUAUUUCCUGAACCAGAACUUUUUGGUGUGGCCACACCAUGGCACGACAAACGUUCUGCCGACGCUCAUCAGGAACAUGUCGAUGUUGUUCUCGGCCGUCCAUGGCCGCUGGGUAACUCCCAUGGAAACGUUGCUAGCGCAAGGGUUUCCAGUGAUGGCGCCGUUCGGCGCGAAGGGUGACUCGUCAUUCACGCGCGACAGGAACGACUUCCACAUCCCCGAUCGCAAGCGCAGUGAGGUGUUGCACCAGUCUGGCAACGCGAUGAACGUCCACAUGAUCGGCCUGGCCUUGCUGUACAAUUACUUGUUCAUCACGGCAUUCUUAUCUUUCUCUCUUUCUCAACUCAACCUCUCGGAGCCCCGAUCCCCGAAGUCGAGCCAGAUGGCUCAGAUGGACGGCGGUUCCUUCGCGCCGUUGUUCGAAGAUGACGACGCCGACGCCAACGCCGACGUUCAGAUGAUGGUCGGCCGGUUUGAGCCGUGCGAGAGCAUAUCGGUGCGCUACCCGGGCUUGAAGGGGAACUUGCUGCAGCAGAGAGUCUUCGAGGACUAUACCAUCGCACCGCAGGGUGCCAAGCUGGCUUUCUUCAUCGGGCGCAACGCGUCCGACCAAGUCAAGGCGCUCGAGAGGCACAGGCUCAAUGCGCGUGAGCACACGACAACUCGUGAGACUUAUGUGCGAUCAAUACUUGCGACUGGGGCAAUGGUUGGCGUCCGUGGGCAAUGCUGGGCUGUGCCGAGCGGUGCCAAUGAUGGCAAGUAUCUUCUCAUGAGCUCGGCCACGCUGGUGGAAGCCGUAUACGUCGCUUUCAUGCGGGAACCGCGCAACAGGUAUGUGCGGCGGUCUUUGUCGAACGGGGUCAGCAACUACUUGCUCUUCCACCAGGAGACGCCCGACGACGUGCUGAUAUACCUGAAGGAGCUGAACAAUGCCUUUCACCGCGGAGCUGGAACGUCUUUCCUCGAGACGAUGGACCGCGUCGGCGACGCGGACAAGUCGUGGAAGAUCUACGCCAGGGAGAAGCGCAUCACGUCAAGAAGUUGCCCGUCCACGGGUCCUGAUACAUAUUUGCAACAAUACUGGAAGCACGUAUCCAAACAGUUCCCAGGGGUGUGGAAGAACAACUUCAGCUUCACGAAUUCGAAGGUUAUCGUCAGUGGGCUGGAUCGCUUCAAAAUGGGGAAACAAUUCCUGGAAGCCAUGUGUUCGUGUGUGAACUUUUGCCACCCGAGCAUGAACACUGAGAAGAUUCUGGCCUCCAUUCGGGACGUGCUUGCAGAGAUCACUAAGUCUUUCAGUGAGACUAUCCCCGAGUUUCAUUUGAUUAUCAUCUUGACCGAGGCCUUCAAGUUUUGCGUGCCCAAGGUGCUGUCUUUCGAAGAUCCAGACGAUGACCCCACUUGGAUCUGCGCCGACUCCGCUCAGACGGGCGACUUCAUUAUGAGACUUCAGCUUGACAUGGGCGGUUCUGUGAUGUUCAAGCCAAAGGCGAAGCCAAAGGGGAGGCCCAAGUCCAAGGCGAAGGCAAAGGCAAAGGGAAAGGCAGCUGCAAGGGCGGCAGCAAGGAAGGGGGCCGCCGGGGCCGCCGCCGACGAGGAUCUCGACGACGAGGAUCAACCAGACAUGGCGGUUGAGACCAUCGGCACCAAGAUUGACUUGGCGGCCGAGGCGUUUGCAGGCUCUGACGAGGAGGAAGGGGCGACUGGGGCAACUGGGUCGGCGGGGGCGCAGGUGAAGGCGCCACAAAGCCGCGAGAAGAAGUUCUUGGACGAGCUUUACAGCGCCGUUGUCGCAGUGGUUCGCAAGGUUCCCGACGAGAAGCUCAAUGUGGAGACCCUCCGCGAUUGCUACAGGAACGGCAUGCACUUCGCGGCGAAGUCGAAAGUUAUCAACGAGCAAUUGUUUUCCGACUGCGAGACCUGGACUGCGCUGCGAAGCACGAUCCGUAGAGUCAUGAGGCGGCAUCACGGUCACGUGCUUGACUUGCUCUCCCCAGUCGACAUGGAGGAGGCGGGAGCAUCGUCGCAGGGCAGCGGCAACAGCGGCGAUGUUGACGUCGACAUCGACCUGAAGGACCUGAACGUGCCUGAUGGUAAGGACCUGCUCAUCAUGCACUACAGAGCCAAGUUCACGGAGUCCGUGUCAAAGGAGGAGGUCAAGGCAGCCGUGCGCAGCUUCGUGGACUCGUGUGACCUAGACCUGCCUGUGGAUCUCCGGGACUACUUCGUUCAGUGGUCCCAGAGGGUGCUCAAGGUCAUCAAGCCGAAGCUCGACGUCACGACCAAGCGCCUAGACAUCUCUGCCCUGAUUGAGUGCUGCGCGACCGCUUUCAAGAAUGACGGUGGCGUCUUCCUGCAUUUGGAGGGGCUGAUGCAGCUCUGCGAAUGCGCCAAGGAGGAGGAGGUGACCACGGUGACCACAGUGCCAGACUAUGCGAUACCAGAAAUUUGGGGAAAUGAUCAGCGAUACCUCGACGCCGUCAGUAACUUCCGUGCCACCAUGAUGAUCGCUGGGCUACCCAAGUUCGCCUCCUUCGUGAGCCAGCACGACUCUCACCUGCUGUCCAAGAUGUCGGGCGAUGCCAACCUUGCAGAGCUCAUCAGCAACGUCGAUGUGUGGCUGCAUUGGUCGAGCGAGUCAGAUUCGGCAAGCUGGUCGAGUUUCUGGCAGGCGCUCCUCCGCUGUCCCGACAUCAAGAAGGCACAGCAGUUUGCAGAUGAACGGGCCAAAAGGAUGCUAUCGGAGUUGGGUGCCAGGGCGACGCAGCUCCACACCGAGGCCAUUGCUGCAGCCAAGGAGAAGAAGCUAGCCGAGGUGAGAGCGGCAAAGGCCCAGGAGGAGACGAGCGUCGUCGCGGUGGGAGAUGGCGACAAGUCGGAGCCAUCUCAGAAGAGGCAGAAGACUGACCAGCACGUUUCCGUGGCAUCUAUCCACGCAGAGUUCGCCCAGGCUGUCCUCCAGCAGCUCCCGCAGGGCGAGGACCCGCACGCGCAGUUCAUGCCGACUUACAUCAUGCUAGCGCUGAGCAAAGCUGAGUCGAGCCUCAUGACUGCGGCGAUCUGCGGCUCCUUUGCGGAUCAAGCGUGGGACUGCCUCUACACGGAGCACUCGAAGGUUGCCGCUGGGGAUGCGCACUUGUUCGCGUCGCCGCCCAAGAAGACCAUUCGCUUGACCUUCGCGGGGAAGUUGCCCCUCCUACCGGCGGUGGGAUCCAUCCAUGUCGGCACUCUGUUCAACGUGAACAUGUACCUCCACCCUCCUGCCCUGAGAGUCCUCACAGGCACGUUCUUCAUGCCAGCGUGGCUGGUCAGGACUUGCAAACUCAAUGGAGACGGCUUUCCCUUGGAGACACCGACUUGCGAGGUGCACGAGAAGAAGAUCAGCGUCGAGUACGAAGUUCCUGGGUUUCUGGGCGCUCCUGGGAAGUUGGUGAAGUUCGACAUCAAGCACUUUUACGUCGUGCUGAAACAAGAGUUCGCCUCGGAGGUGGAGGCUGGCAGCGUGGAGAUGAUCCGCGCGCCCAUGAAGGCUGAGUUGUGCGAGGUCUCGGAUGCGUGGGCGAAGUCGCUCGUCGUGAAAGCCAGGGAGCGCAAGCCAGCGCCCAAGGCGAAGGCCUCCAAGCCGUCCCACACCGACGUGCAGCUAUCCUGCAAGCACCUCCUGCCAGAUGACGUUCUGCGCUGGAGCUCGGAUCUGCGGGAGCAUGGCGUGCACGUCGAGGUGAACGCGGCCACGGCCCCCGAUGGUGAGCACAUCGGAGGGUUUCCGAUCGCCAGCAUGACGGAUCGGAAAGUUCGGUGGAGGUUCGUGGCCACAGGUCACGACCAGCGCGAGGAAUGGCCAGGGCAGCCAGAACAGACGCGGCACCUCAAGAAAAUCAUUGGUUACGCCGACACGUUGCCUGAGACGGAGGAGCCUGGGUUCGUCUGGACGGCGGAUCCGAGGCCAGAGACGACAUGCGCGAGCAUGAUGGGGAUGCAGCACGCGUCGAACCCCAGCGUCCUGAGGUUCUCGAGGGUGCAGCGGCUGGGACUCCAGUGCUGCAUCUACCUCAUCGAGACGCAGAAUCCAAGCGAGUUGCAUAUCUAUAGCGACAGCGCAGAGCACGCGGGUGAUGCGACGGCGGGCACCCUGACGCAGAACGGCGAGUGGCUGGAGAUCUUAGCGCACGGCAGCUCCCUCAACCUGAGGUCUGCGGGUGGCUGCGCGGCCGUUUGCCCCGCGCUGGCGUACAACGGAGCGAGGCGCAAGUUGCCGAUGACGUUUCGCGCGGUGAACGCGCAGGCGAUCUUCCGAGCCAGGUGGCUCGCAGUGGCCAGGGCCCAGGAUGACUCGGCGUCCAGGCUGAUCGGCAAGGGCGAGAUCCCGAACAAGAAGCAGGCUCAGGACGUAGAGCAACUACGCGUGGAAGCCACGACGCGCGGGCCGACGCCAGCACUGAGCCCGAGCGACCCAGGGGCUCAGGAGGCUGCGCGGAACUGGAUUGAAGCGCCAGAGCAAGGCCUCGCCCUCUCCGUCCCCAUGGCCGACUCCACCAGCUUCGAGGCGGAGGCCAUGCAGGCCUUCACACAGAAGGCGAUGGAGACCAUCCUGGCCCAGCUUCCUGCCGCGCUCAGCGCGGCCACAGUACCGCUCAUGGAAAAGUAUGAGGUUGACGUGGGCACUGAGUCAGUACCGAUCCAUAUUUCCGCGGACAAGAACAAGAAGAUGGUUUCCACAGAAAUUGCAUGUAAGAAGCUGCAGAGGUGUCUCGCCGACCGUGGCAUCCGCACUUUCCUCGACAAGGAUAAUGGUCAACUCAUGGCCAAGUGGGAGCCCUUGGACCCACGCGUUCGAGCCAAGGGUAAGAGCUUUGUCGCUGGUCGGGUUCUUCUGGUCACUAUCCAUAAUUCAGUGGUCGACUUCACCAUCUACCACUGGAACGUGCACAAUUUUGCCAUCGACGCUGCUGGCCUGAAGGAGAUCCAAGCAUGUAUAAAAUCUCAGCUUCGGCGAGUGCGCGAUGAUCCGCUGAAGUACACGGUGAUCCUCACGGGCGACUUCAACAUUCCUGCGAAGCCCAUCGAGCACCAUCGGGGAUUCAGCCCUGCAAAGUCACCACCCCACGGCCACAUGCACUCCGAGUUCGGCGGCAUCGAGGACAACACCGGCCACCUGCACACCACCUUCUGGGUCAUGUUCUCCGAGUCCGUCCUCUUCUUCGGCUUCGUCUCCUGCAUCCUCCCAACCACCCGCAGCCUCCCCCAGUACCGCGUCGACGGGGGCUUCACAGGGGAGGCAGCCUCGCCCGUCGCGUUCCGGAGCCAGCUGAGGGACAAGGACGAGCUCGUCGAAUUUCGUUUCAUUGAUUAUGAGAUGCCCCGCGACCCGAGUAGGGUCAGGGUAAUCACUGCCGAAGAGCAGGUGAAGUAUGCCAUCGCGAAGGCCCGUGCUGCGUACUCUCGCAAGGAGAGAG